GUACUAACAUAUGCAGCGCCGUACUACAUGGACGGACAACAGGUUGACCAACCCAACGCUGUAGAGCCCCGUAUAGAGUAUUCUAAAGCGGGGGAGAAAAUCUCCACGGCUACCUUCCAUCCACUUGAGUUCAACAUUCCCGUCUGUCCCGAGGAGGAUUGCCUUUCAGGCAUAUUCUCCGGAUAAUUUGAUCAUCUCUGAAGCUGCACGGGUGAGGGAGAAUCAUGAGCGUGUCAGCUUCUGCACGCGGAACAGGGUACAGGAUACGGAACAUUUGGUCUUGGUUGAUAUUGAGAGCGGGAAUGUAUAGGUUGGGAGGGAGAGGGAAGGUACAGAUGGGUGAUUGAGAGUUAUCUUGCGAUCGCUUGCGAGUUUUCCCUUCGCGGGUCUCCAGUGUUGGCGGAGGGGCUGGUGAUUCUCUUGGUUAAUAUCUCGGGACUUGCUACUCCCUCCUAUGUGGAUAUCUGGAAUCAUUUGGGCUGGCAAUACAUUUACCCUUACCCAUUGUCUGGUGGUGAACCGGUUGGAUUGACAUCUGGCAACUGGGAAGUCACUGCGAUUUGCUCAAUCGACAUCACGCGCGGUCUAGCCAGUUACCAAUCUACCGAUCGUGAUUCCACUACACACCACAUCUCUACUGUGAGUCGAGAUGGCAUGGCCAAAAGUCCUCUCGUAGAUAUCCCCAAGGAAGGGCACCACAGUGCCAGAUUAUCCCCCGGAGGAGGGUACUAUAUACUGAGCUAUAAUGGACCAAACCUACCAUGGCAAGUACUUCGUAGCUUAGGCUCCGAUACGCCCGUCCGGGUGAUAAACGACAAGGCCUCCCUCAAGGGCAACCUCUCCGCAUAUUCUCCGCCCAAAAUCUCUCGGCCGAUGCUCAAGCACCCAGAUGGAUAUGAGCUCAACUUUUUGGAGCGCCUACCGCCAAAUUUUCGUAAGUGGAAAAAAAUAUGCUGUACUAUUUGAUAUAUAUGGUGGCCCAGGCUCGCAGCUCACCGAGGGAACCUUCCGCCGGACGGUUGACUGUAAUGCGUACUUAGGAUCGGAUCCCGAGUUGGAGUACAUCGCUGUCACCAUGGACAAUCGCGGAACGGGUAUAAGGGGCGGAUAUUCCGUACCGUGGUCUCCGGUCAGCUGGGAAAGUUGGAGGCGGAAGAUCAAGUCUAGGCCGCUAGGGAGUGCGGAAAACGAGACUAUGUUGAUGUAGAGAAGAUUUCUAUUUAGGGGUCGAGUUACGCCGGAUACCUCACUGGUAAAGUUCUCGAAUUGGAUUCCGGAGCAUUCUCUUUAGGCAUUGUAUAUCCUUUACCCAUUCCUCUACUCCACGCGCUCCCGACCUAGCCGCUAAAGCAGAAUAGGUGACUGCUCCACUAACAGACUGGCAUUUCUAUGAUAGCAUCUACACUGAACGCUACAUUAAAUCCCCAACCACCAACAGGGUGGGCUACAAUGCCUCUGCAAUAACCAAGACAUCGGGGUUCAAGAAUGUUGCGGGAGGUUUCCGCAUCCAUCACGAGACCGCUGACGGCAAUGUGCAUUUCCAGUACUCAGCUGUUCUUGUCGACACAGUGGUUUACGAGGGCGUGGGUCCUGAGAAGAUGCGAGUGCAAUGGUUCACUGACUCGGAUCAUAACAUUGUUUAUAAUCCGGCCGGGAGCGUUUUACAGAAGCAGUUGGCCAAAAUGCUUUAUGAUGGGAAGAGGACGCCCGAGGGCAAGCACCAGUGGAGUCGCAGGAAG
Tuber aestivum (summer truffle) is the source of this 1739-nucleotide messenger RNA. The record is from the annotation of a GenBank genome assembly. NCBI's taxonomy places the organism in Eukaryota, Fungi, Ascomycota, Pezizomycetes, Pezizales, Tuberaceae.